UUCUCUUUACAGAGCAACAAUUAUUAGUUUUUUUGCUUCAAGAAUCAACAUAUAAAAUAACAUAUUACAAAACAACAUUAAUUGUAGCUGUUGUCAACAAUGGAAAGGUUGAAAUUUGAAUUCGUUGUAAAAUCGAAUGAAGACCCGAAAACAAAUGUAAUCUGCUUAACCUCUAUUAUGGACGCAGAUAAAAAUAUAUUCUUAUUUCCGGAACAAUUACAGCCUGUAAAACAACAUAACGAGUUAAUGAAAACUCAAACCUUUCAAAAAGUUAAAGCUACGCUACAAAAAAGACAUGAAAAAAGACAAGUAUGGAUUUCAUUAACACCAGAAUUACGGGAUACUUAUAUGGAUGAAGACGGAAAUAUGCAGUUCAAGGGAUAUUUACUAGAGGAGAUUACAACAAAAACACAACCGGUUUUUACGAAUGACACGUCAACAGAAACUCUUACAAAAAUCCUGGAAAAUUUCGCUGAAUUGAAAAAGGAAUCUAAACAGUCUAGUUUGAAAAAUUUAUCUGAGAAGUUCGUAAUAGAAAAAUUCACAAAAAAAACAUCAAGUGUAACGCAGUGGAUGAAUAUUUUUGAAGCUGAAUGUAUUCGUAUAGGUAUAAAUGAAGAUAUUCAAAAGAUACAAGUGUUUCGGUUAUUUUUGGAGGAUUCUUGUCAAGAUUGGUAUAACUCUAUGCUUAUAAAAUACACAAUAAACUCAGAAUGGGGUAUUUGGAAAAAAAAAAUUUGUGAAACGUAUGUGAACAAAGGCUGGUCACCAAUAAGGUAAUUUAUUAUAAUUUAUAAAUAAGAAUGUAGAAUCAAGUU
Melitaea cinxia (Glanville fritillary) is the source of this 818-nucleotide messenger RNA. RefSeq lists its product as uncharacterized. NCBI's taxonomy places the organism in Eukaryota, Metazoa, Arthropoda, Insecta, Lepidoptera, Nymphalidae. The transcript has 2 exons. The coding region runs from base 100 to 780 and encodes 226 amino acids. The record is from RefSeq and is a predicted model, not a curated record.